This is a messenger RNA of Armigeres subalbatus, 2656 nucleotides long. RefSeq names its product E3 ubiquitin-protein ligase HRD1 (gene sip3). The record is from RefSeq and is a predicted model, not a curated record. Lineage: Eukaryota; Metazoa; Arthropoda; Insecta; Diptera; Culicidae. The coding region runs from base 366 to 2168 and encodes 600 amino acids. The transcript has 6 exons.
AAAUUUUGAUAAAAAUAUUGGAUUCAGUGUUUCUCACUGUGUACGUGGAAUUAGAACUUUUGUAUUUUCACCUGAUUAUUGAAAUUUUACGAAUUUUCAACAUUCGAAAACAGAAAAUCAUGAUUGGGAAUGUAUUAAAACGCUAGUUGAGACCAAAUUUAACACUUCUAGCCCUCUACUAAACGAGUGGAAAAUAUCGAUCAGCAUCCUUUGUGGAAGUUUUGGAACACUUCCCAGGAUUGCGAGUGAAAAGCUGAUUGCAGCAGCAACAACAACAAAGUGGUCAAAAUUCGCAAACGAAGGUCAUCAAAAUUAACAUUUUCUUCGUAAGUAUCAGCCAGCUGGCUGGAUAUUGCGUGGUUAAGAUGCGUGCCCUCGGAAUAUCGGUCAUCAGCCUUGCGCUGACUGGCCUAGUGAUCGGAAAUGCCUACUACCAGAAGAAGCAAUUCUACCCUUCGGUGGUGUACAUCACCAAAUCGAACCCAAGUAUGGCGGUCAUCUAUAUUCAAUCAUUGGUAUUGGUUCUAAUGUUGGGAAAAUUAAUGAAGAAAGUUUUCCUGGGUACACUACGAGCCGCCGAAUUUGAGCAUCUGAUGGAGCGAUUUUGGUACGCGUUGACCGAAACCUGUCUUGCUUUCACUGUUUUCCGAGAUGACUUCAACCCAAAGUUCGUUGCAUUAUUCACUGUGUUACUGUUCCUGAAGUCGUUCCAUUGGCUUGCUGAAGAUCGUGUUGAUUAUAUGGAACGAAGUCCCGUGAUUGGAUGGAUAUUUCACUUACGAGUGGCCGGAUUGUUGUUGUGUCUCGGUGUCCUGGACUAUCAGCUUAUUUCGUACGCAUACCAGUCCACAAUUGCCAAAGGAGCCACCGUCCAAUUGGUAUUUGGCUUCGAGUAUGCCAUUUUAAUGACUAUGGUACUAAAUACAGCUAUCAAGUACAUGUUCCACGCUGCAGAGUUGCGCUCCGAUACUCCAUGGGAGAACAAAGCAGUAUUCUUACUCUACACAGAACUCAUUAUUGGAUUCAUUCGUGUCGUGUUGUAUGUUAUCUUUGUUAUUUUAAUGGUGAAGAUCUACACGCUUCCCUUAUUUGCAUUCCGACCAAUGUACUAUACAAUGAGAAAUUUCAAAAAAGCUCUCAACGACGUCAUCCUAUCGCGAAGAGCUAUUCGCAACAUGAACACCCUUUACCCCGACGCUACUCCAGAGGAACUGCAACUUUCCGACAACAUCUGCAUCAUUUGUCGCGAAGAUAUGGUUAGCAAUUCGAAGAAACUUCCUUGUGGCCAUAUUUUCCAUACCACAUGCUUGCGAUCGUGGUUCCAGCGGCAGCAAACUUGUCCAACGUGCCGGCUAAACAUUCUGCGCACACCUAUCACGACCGCUGCACCCAAUCCAGUGCAGCCAGCAAACAAUGAAGCACAAUUGCCUAAUGCGAACGAAGGAAACCGAACUGGCACCACAGGCGCCGCAACGGGACCGGUUCAACCGAAUGUACCUACCAUGAAUGCAGCCAACACAACAGCUGUUCCAUUAAUGCCUGGAGCGCCACUAGUACUUCCUCCGAUUCCAUUUAUGGGUAUUCCGCCUUACGCGAUGCCCCUUCCACCAGUACCACCUGCUCUGGAUACCCUGACUGAAGAGGAACUACGAACCAUGGAAGGCAACGAACGUCAUCACGUCGAAGAGCGAAUCAAGCAUCUGCAAAACAUUCGAACUCUGCUCGAUGCAUCAGUGGCACUUAUGAAUCAGUACACCGCGAUGGUGGCUCGUUUACCUCCGGCAACUGCUCCUGUAGAGAGCGCGACAGCUACAAGUCAAACUUCUGAAGCAGCUGUCCCAGUGUCAGAUUUGGACGCCUUGUUGAAUCGACCCGUGACUACUGAAAAUAAUCCAUCAGUCGUUCCAACGGGAGCGGCGACUGCCAAACUGGAAGAUCUCGGCAGCGAUGAUGAUUCCUUGUCAAAAUUCAACAAAGAGCCUCUUCCGAGUACUAGCAAACAGUUUCUUAUCACCCCGGAUCAGCAACAAUCGGUGCCAAGCACCUCUGCUAAUAGCAGUAGCAGCAGUAGAAGCAGUAGCAAUGUCAGGCCGGAAGAGAGUUCCGAAAUGAGUGAAAUCCGUCGUAGGCGGCUAGAAAAGUUCGGUUCCCGGACAAGCUCUGAUUAGAGAACUUGUUGAACAGCAAUCGAUGAGACUGGUUCGAGUAUGCUGAUGUAUUCAACGCAAUUAUAAAACAACUGAACUUGCGUAUUUAGUCAGAUAUCUUCUGUUCUUCACUGCAUUAUGUUCCUAUACGAAAAAAAAAACAAUUGCCUAUUUUAUGUCAAAAUUUCUAAGAGCUUCAAUUCUUAAUUAGUUGAUCCUUAAAUAUUUGCGUUUUAGUUUAUUUCUUACCUGCUACGAAUAGGGGCUCGAUUAGCAUCACUGUGCUGCAUUUGUGCAAGUCGUUAUAGGGAACUGAGCUAUGUACCAUAAACAGUGAAAUUAAUCAUAUAGAUUGUAACGAUAUUUCUAACUGAAUAUGACACAAAAGUAAUGUAGUGAGGAAGCAGCAACAAAAAUAUUGUUUAUUUAAAGUGUACUAGCUAGCGCCGGAGCUCGUUCACUAUUUGUAUAUGUAAAUAUUCCUACAUCUCAAUAAAUGUAUAAAAUAA